Messenger RNA from Dentiscutata erythropus, 183 nucleotides. NCBI's taxonomy places the organism in Eukaryota, Fungi, Glomeromycota, Glomeromycetes, Diversisporales, Gigasporaceae. The record is from the annotation of a GenBank genome assembly.
CAACUGAAUCUCAAAUUUCUGACUCAAAAACAAAGAUUUUAUCAGAAACCAAGAUUAGUAUGCUAGUUAAACCUCAAGCAUCUGAUGCCUCUUCAAACUUGAAAACUGAGGCGAGUAUGUCAUUCAUGUCGCCACCCGAGACAAAGACCCUACCUAGAAAACAGAUUAAUCCAACUCAUGAUC